Molecule: messenger RNA, 2105 nt
Organism: Oncorhynchus tshawytscha (Chinook salmon)
Lineage: Eukaryota; Metazoa; Chordata; Actinopteri; Salmoniformes; Salmonidae
Product: protein tyrosine phosphatase type IVA 3-like
Exons: 6
Coding region: 1-543 (180 amino acids)
Biological process (GO): protein dephosphorylation
Cellular component (GO): nucleus
Molecular function (GO): protein tyrosine phosphatase activity
Source: RefSeq, a predicted model, not a curated record
AUGAGAGAAGAACAACCCCACCUUCAUCGAGGUGAACGCCACCACUCUUAUCACCUUCAUCGAGGUGAGACAGAGAAGAACCUUCCACACAACACCACUAACACCACUCUUAUCACCUUCAUCGAGGACCUGAAGCAGUAUGGUGCAACAACAGUGGUGCGGGUGUGUGAGGUCACCUACGACAAGACACCUCUGGAGAAGGAUGGCAUCACAGUCAUGGACUGGGCCUUUGAUGACGGUGCCCCUCCUCCCACUAAGAUCGUGGAUGAUUGGCUGAACCUGCUGAAGACUAAGUUCCGUGAGGACCCUGGCUGCUGCGUGGCGGUGCACUGUGUUGCCGGGCUGGGACGGGCUCCUGUGCUGGUGGCUCUGGCUCUGAUCGAGGGCGGGAUGAAGUAUGAGGAGGCAGUUCAGUUCAUCAGGCAGAAGCGCAGGGGAGCGAUCAACAGCAAGCAGCUGACCUACCUGGAGAAAUACCGCUCCAGACAGCGACUACGCUUCAAAGACCCUCACAAACACAAGAACAAGUGCUGUGUGAUGUGAUGAUGUAGUGUGACCCCGCAGCCCGCCUGUUCUGACCCAUAUGGAACAACUACAUGAACUUUAAUAUUGGACCGACCUCCACCCCGCUAAGAUGCAUUUAGGACUUGACCUGUUGUCUGUUUCCAUGGGGACAGUUAGUUGCCACUGUUCUGUUGGGAUUCUUCUGCUUCUCACUCUCAGGGCUGUUAGAGACCAUCUCCUCUCUGAUGUCUUUGAAAGAACACGUUCGUCCCCAACUGCCGGCCAAUUGAACUCAUAGAGAGGAAAAACAAACAAGCCCUAUUUCCAUCAAGUGUACACACACACACACACACACACACACUGACAAACUAUUUUGCACUGAUUGUGACAUACUGUGACACACACACACAACGCCAUUGACCACCAGACCAACCCCUCAACCAGCAGCAACACUGUCAGCUUGGUCCCAGGCCUGAUCGUUCCUCUUUCCUCCCUGCUGCUAGGUAGCACUGCCCCAACCCAAAGCACUGUCAAUGAAACACACCACUAGCUGUCACAACAGGUCUGCAUCACCAUACACCAUGUUAACUGAAAGCCCCUGCUAGCCAUGAUGACAUGAAUGAAAUAAUCAUGAAAAAUAACAGAUUUUAUGCUGUCUGUGUGUUUUUAUCUCAAUGUUUCAAGGAAAUCCAGUUUAACGUCUUUGUUAAAUUGAAAUGCCAUCCACAGAGCUCAGCCAUCUUGCUCCUUGCUCCGUUUUCAUAAUGCAUGUAAGUUAACACUUGUUAGAAUCAUGUCCUUGUCUCCUUUUUUUGAGGAUAUGGGGAUGCGGGAUGGGACUUAAAAUAGGACAAGGUUUUGUGCUGAGUCGCCGUUUUUUUUAAAUAGCAAUAUUUUUUACAUUGUGAUAUGAAAUACUCUGGGAUUAGGAUUCUUCACCACUGGUUGCUUCUGUUGUACAACAUGAAGGAUCUCAGUGUAUCAUGUAGGAGUCAGCUGAGCCUGGGUGGGCUUGGUAGGCAACACCGUCUGUGUCCCCGAUGGCACACUAUUCCCUAUAUAGUGCACUACUUUUGACCAGAGGUCUAUGGGCUACAAUGCCUUGAAAUAUACACAAAAACAUGGACUCGCACUGAUCUUAUGGGCUCCGGUCAAAAGUUGUGCACUAUAUAGGGAGUAGGGUGCCAUCUGGGACGCGUACUAUGCUUUGGGAACGUAAACAUGGCGGUGCCCCGUAGUCGUCUCUGGGAUGAAAAACAGCCAACUGAACCGUCUGCUCAGAAAUAACGUCCUGGCUCUGUAUCUGUCAGUGUGGAUAUAAAUGUCUCUCAUCCUGCCUCUGAAAUAGCACCCUAUUCCCCUUUUAUAGUGCACUACUAUAUAGCACACUUUUGACUAUAGUCCUAUGGGCUCUGGUCAAAAGUGGUGCACUAAAUAGGGAAUAGGGUGCAAGACGCAGUCUCAGUUAAGGACCGGUACUGAAGGAAUGACUCGUAUCCUUGGAAGAAAGCUGUCACAUUUAUCUGCUGCCUUGGAAGUAACCCACUUCAGAUUGUUCACAGUUAAUGAAGUACAAGAAAUAAAGUAAUUGUUUAAAGUAA